AUGGGUAAGUCUAGUGAAGAGCCGCAUAAGCAUUUGAUGCAAUUCGUGGAGUCGAGCGAGAAUUUUCAAUAUAGACAUGUUCCCGAUGAUUUUGUGAAGCUGUCUUUAUUUCCAUUCUCACCGAUUGGUGAAGCGAGGGAAUGGUUGACAAAUCUGCCUGCGGGUUCUAUCACUUAUUGGGAGGUAUUAUCAAAUAAAUUUAUCGACAGGGUUUUCUCAGCCAAGAAAACAAAGGAGCUGCGAGGGAGAAUUGCUAACUUCACUCAGAGAGACUCUGAAUCUCUGACACACGCUUGGGAAAGGGACUUGCUGAAUGCUUCAGCUCAAAGGCAGAUCUUAAACAAAACAUAUGACGAGAUGGAAGCUCUCCUUGAGCUGAUGUCCGAAGGUGCUUAUGAGUAUCAAAAGACGAGCUGGGGGUUACCACAAAAAGCCGUUGGGGUUCUUCAAGUAGAUGAUGUUACAACUAUUCGGGCCGAUAUAAGUACACUUACUAAUGUGAUGUUGAGGGCGUUUCCUCAAGCUCAUCAGGUCCAACCAGUUCAACAAAUUCAGCAAGCAGCGUGUCAGAACUGUGGUGUCGAAGAUCGUGGGAACUAUUAUGGAAAUGAUUACAAUCCUCCAUUCGGGAAGCAAAACUUCCACAAGCCGAACAAUUAUCAGCAACCCAAGGCUCAACCAGCUAACAAUUUGGAAGAGAUGAUGAAGCAUCUUAUAGCUCAAACACAAGGAAUGCAGCAGCAAAAUCAGAAAAUUCAGAGUGAGAUGCAGAAAUCUAUUCAUGAGUUUGAGCGCCAAAUGGGGCAGCUAUGA
Lycium barbarum (goji berry) is the source of this 813-nucleotide messenger RNA. RefSeq lists its product as uncharacterized. The coding region runs from base 1 to 813 and encodes 270 amino acids. The record is from RefSeq and is a predicted model, not a curated record. The transcript has 3 exons. NCBI's taxonomy places the organism in Eukaryota, Viridiplantae, Streptophyta, Magnoliopsida, Solanales, Solanaceae.